Messenger RNA from Dreissena polymorpha, 1217 nucleotides. RefSeq names its product alpha-ketoglutarate-dependent dioxygenase alkB homolog 6-like. The record is from RefSeq and is a predicted model, not a curated record. The transcript has 6 exons. Lineage: Eukaryota; Metazoa; Mollusca; Bivalvia; Myida; Dreissenidae. The coding region runs from base 167 to 883 and encodes 238 amino acids.
UAGCAAGGGGGAUCACUUUGUGUGAUUUAUCCGAAUCAGCACACAUCAACAACAACGUCCGAAUUUUGUUAGUUACUGUUUAUAAGUCAGACUGACUAUGAUCAAAAUGUAUUUUCUUUAAACAGCAAAAUCACAAAGUUAAUGUCUUUUGACAGAAACUUAUGAAAUGGCAGGGAGUGAAUGCGCUUUGGUUCGACAUUUUGUGAGCAAGGCACCAGCAGCUGUGUACUACAUACCUGAGUUCAUAACUCCGCAAGAAGAGACCUAUCUGUUGAAUCAAGUAUAUGGAGUACCACAAACCAAAUGGACACAGCUGUCUAACAGACGAUUGCAAAACUGGGGUGGUUUGCCCCACCCAAAAGGUAUGGUUUUGGAGGACCUACCACAGUGGUUAAAGACCUACGCGGACCAGAUAGCCAAAUUGGAAGUAUUUGAGGGAAAAGUGCCAAAUCAUGUACUGGUUAACGAGUAUGAAGCAGGCCAGGGCAUCAUGCCCCACGUGGAUGGUCCGCUGUAUUUCCCAGUUGUGUCCACAAUCAGUCUAGGAUCUCACACACUUCUUGAUUUCUAUGCUCCAAUGCCCAUUGAGGAUGCAGUUCAUGUUUCACAGGCAGCAUCUACGUCUUUUGAAGAUCGUUUUAUGUGUUCGAUAUUACUGCAACCUCGUAGCCUCGUUCUCGUUUGUGAAGACAUGUACAAGGUGUAUCUUCACGGUAUUGUUGAGAGGAAGGCAGACACCGUCACGCAUGACGUGGCAAAUUUAGAGAAGUGUCAAGGAUUGACUAUGGGCGAUUGUUUGGAUAGGGCAAGAAGAGUCUCUCUGACUAUAAGACACGUUCCAAAGACUGUGAAAGCAAAAUUAUUGUUUGGCACCAAAAGGUGAUGUGAUGUUAUCACCAUGACAACCAGUUAACUACUGUAGAUCUUGAUCUGAUGAGCAUUUGGAUUUCAUUUCAGCUGCCAGUGGGUGCAGGCAUGUACAAUCAGGGCUUGCUGUGUUAUACAAUACACAUAAUGUGAUGUACACAGUGAAUUGUUGUGAUGUAAACUGUUUUGUAUGUAUUAUUUCCAGCACAUGUAUGGGUAACUUCAUAUGGCUAAAAUGGUGCCCAUGUUUAUUAUGUAUUUUAUGUUAAAUUGUUACAUUGUCUUUGUUCUAAUAGUUUAAGUAACUUACUGACUUAUUGUAAGAAAGAAUACAUUCAGUCUUUGGCGGA